UUCCUGGUUUGAAUUUAACAUUGUGGAUACAUGUCUAUGAAUUAUACAAAAAAAAUGAGCUUAAAGCUGGAUACAAAAAGAUUGCAGAUAAAGGCUAAAAACGUUCUUUUGAAAAUAGUAUUAUUCGUUUGCUUCGGAUUUUGUCUGUGCGGGGGCAUACUGUAACACACAUACUGAAGUUCAUCUCCCUCCGGGAACUAAUUGGCCGAUGUACCCAAUGCGAUUCCAACUGCAUUGAAUGUGACAACAGUGGGACCUCUGGAUCAUGCAUUAAGUGCAACGACGGCUUUUAUCCAAACCAGUUUAAUUGUCAACCUUGUACUUAUCCAAAUUGCAAAACGUGUUCUAAUCCGUCAUAUUGUGACUUAUGCAAAGACGGUUUUUGGGGUGUAACCUGUAUUGCAACAUGUGCAGAAGGGUGUGUUGAUAAAAAAUGUAAUACUACGAACGGCUUUUGUUCAUGUCGUAUGAACUUUUUCGGAAAUAAAUGCGAUGGAAAAUGUUCAGACAAUUGCGUUCCUUCCACUUGCUUUAGUGAUAGUGGUAAUUGUGUAUGUAAACAAGGUUAUUUUGGGGCAUCUUGUCGCUCACAAUGUGGCGAACUUUGCGCCGAUUGUACAAAUACCACGUCAUGCUCAUUGUGUGAAACAGGAAAGUUUGGUUGUACGUGUCAAUCCCUUUGUCAAUGCGAUGGCAAUGCAAAAUGUGAUAUUAUAACAGGUGUGUGUCUCCCUUGUGGAACAGACUGUUUGUCUUGCAAUAAUAACGUGUGCUCUUUAUGUGUAACUGGAAAAUAUGGAAGUCGAUGUGAGCUAACGUGCUCGUCUACUUGCUAUGAUAUGUGUGACAUUGAAGGAAAUUGUAAGUCGUGUGUGUCAGGGUAUUUUGGUCAUCGAUGUGAAUUUGAAUGCAAUUGUGAGUUUGGGUGCGAUCAACUUCAAGGCCACUGUUUGAAUGAAGCUUGCCCAAUAAAUUGUAAUGGUACCUGUGAUGAUUCUUCACAGACAUGCUAUUCAUGUAAUCGUGGUUAUCACGGACCUUUUUGCAACUUAACGUGCCCUGGUAAAUGUGCUGAUUCACGUUGUUAUACAAAUGGUAGCUGUUUGUCUUGUGAAUCGGGAUAUUACGGUAACAGUUGCAACAUGGAAUGUCAACAGAUGUGUGAAAGUAAUAAAUGUCGUCAAAAUGAUGGAUUAUGUGAGGUCUGCCCUGCGAACUGUGUAUCAUGUGAGUCCAACACCGCUUGUACCCGUUGCAAAGAAUCUAAGUAUGGACAAAUCUGCCGUUUAUCUUGCAACGACGAGUGUACAGAUAAAAUGUGCAAUAUCAAAGGUGUAUGUUACAAUUGUUCUUCGGUAUCUGCUUUUGGUAGUUACUGCAAUCAUGACUGUUAUUUGUCUACAUGUGAGAGAUACACAGGUGCCUGUAAUAGCUGUAAAAAUAACUCAGUGUUUGGAAUGUUUUGUAAUGAAACAUGUAGUCCGUUUUGUCUUGGUAACGAAUGUAAACGAGAAAUUGGCGUUUGCUUAAACGGAUGCUGUGACGGUUACUUUGGAACUAAAUGUGAUCAGGAGUGUUCUCAAGGAUGCCGAAAUAAUUCAGGAACAAUAUGUGAUCUAGAAGGUACAUGUCUUAGAGGAUGCACUGAAGGAUACCUUGGCAAAAGAUGCAAAUCAGAAGGCCAUAACCAACAAACGGAAGAAAUUACCUCUAGUUCUGUGAUCGGUGGAGCGGUUGGUGGUGUGCUUGGCGUGUGUGCCAUCGUAGCGCUAGUUGUGGUUGUCCUGGUAUUGAAGAGAAAGGGGAUUAUUUGGAAGGAGAAAAAGAAGACCUAUGAGGAUAUAUCACCUGGAAAAAGCAAAGAUGAACCGUACACAACAUUGGCGGUUGCAAGCACGACCGAGUACGAAAUACCCGAUUCAGAGCCAAGGUCCGAGCUGACCAUCGAAGGUGAAGACAACAGAGUGUAUUACAAUGAUGAGGGGGCCUACUACAAGAAUGUCGGGGAAAAAUGUUCAUAAAACAUGAGAAUGUACACAGACAGAUAAAGCACAAGUGUUUGUAGUAUGUUUCCAGGAGUGUAUAUUUAAAUAAACGCUUACCUUAGUUAUCAGUGCUAUCUUUGUUUUAACUUCAUUAUGAGGGUUCUUAUGUAAACUGCAUAGUCAAAUUAUAAAUUGUUUCGAGUCAUCAAAAUAAUCUUGUAAAUCUACAAGAACGUCUCGUUUCAACAUUUGUAUUAAAUAACUUAUGCUAUGUUUAUUACAAAAAAAUUGGAUGCAAAAAUAGUCUCAAUCCUAUGUAUGGAGCAGAGCUAUGGGGACUGAAGUAUAUGAAAACAAUUGAAGCUGUAAAUAUUCAUGUUUGAAAAAGAUAUAUGGUGGUUUCUCCUAGUGGUUGUUAGGAUGCAGUGGUAGCUGACUUAGAGAGAUACCCUAUUAAUAUUUUGUCUGCUAAGCGUUUAAUGAAAUAUUGGGUCAGAAUAUUAAUUACGUAUAAUGAUAGAUAUUUUAAAAACGUUAAGAUAUUUUUUUAUGAUAACAUUGGUUUUCAAUCGUAGAAGCCAAACAUGAAAACUAAUUUGUAUAUUAAUAGGUUUUGAUAUUUAUGAGACGACAAAAUGUUGGUAAUCAAAAAACUGUUAGCUUAUCAAUAUGUUAAACGGCUUAAAGACCAGUUAAAACAGACAUGGUUAAAAAAAGUUUCAUAAAUAGCAAAUUGUUUGAUUAUGAAAAUCUUAAGAAUAACGAUGAAGUCGAAAAUUGCAAAGGUAUGAUAGAUAAGACCAAAUUAAGAAGUUGUUUUGCCAAAUGUAGAAGUUCCUCUAAUAACCUAGUUAUGAAAGGGGGAGGCAUUAUAAACUCGAGCGAGAAACAUACACGGAACAAAACAAACGGACACUGAACAAACUAACCAGAAACUGAUCAAACAAAACAGACACUGAAUAAACGAAGCAGACACGUAAGAAACAAACGGACACUGAACAAACUAAGCAUACACUAAUCAAACAAAUCAGACACUGAACAAACGAAACAGACACAGAACAAAACAAAAGGACACUGAACAAGCGGAACAGGCAGUGAACAAACUAAACAGACACUGAAAAUAACAAACAUAUAUUAAACACACAAAACAGACACUGGACAAAACGAACGGACACUGAGCAAACGAAACAGACACUGAACAAAAGAACCAGACACGGACCAGAUGAACAGACACUGAACAAACCAAACAUACACUAAACAAAUGAAACACACACUACAAAACGAAACAAACACUGAUCAAAUGAGACAGACAUUGAACAAAGCAAACGAACACUAAACAAAUGAAACAUUCACUAAACAAAGCAAACAUACAGUAAAUCAACCAAUCAGACACUAAACAAAUACAAAAGACAACGAAUUACCCAUUAAACAUUGAACAAACAAAGCUGGAACUGAACAAUCACUACAGUAACUGAUCAAAUCAUAAAAAAAUAUAAAACAAAACAAGCAAACACUCAACAAACCAAACAAACAUUGAACAAACCAAUAGUCGCUGAUCAAACGAAGCAUAAACUGAAUAAACCAAAUAUACAGUUUAUGAACAAAACAAACACUGAACCAACCAAACAGACACUAAACGAAAACAGUGACAGUGUAUAAACCAAUCAAACUCUGCAAAAACAAAACUGGUAUUGAACGAAAACUCUACAGUAACUAAACAAACUAUACAUACAUUGAACAAAACAAACAGACACUCACGCAGAGAAACAACACAGACACUCAACAGAUGAAAAUAGAUACUGUAUAAACGAACAGCAUACAGACACAAAACAAAUUGAAUAUUUUGACAACAUUUUGGACAACAGUGUAUUUAUUAUUAUUAUAAUUAAAUAACUAUUACAUAUUUGACGCGAUACGGGGACAAUCAAAUCGUAGUACUAAUACUAGACAAUUGACGACAAUAUAUGCCAAAACUCGCCAAAUAUCGAUUAAAGUCGGCCAUUAUGAGUUUCCGCCGCUUUGAUUGGUUGUAAAACCCUCCAAAUACAGGAUAAGAGAAAUGGACCAUUUUUAUUGGCUGUCGAUUCUCGCUCAUAUAUGAGAAAUACCGACUGGUUUGAAAAAUAUGUGCUUCGUUUAAAACAUAUUGGGAAUUACUAGCCUUUUAAAAACUUCAACUACUUUGUACGGUUUGAUAUUACAAUUGCAUUUAACCUGUUUGUUGAUAUUAUGAUAAUUAUCUUUUUGAAAACCGACAAGAUGGCAGUGUAAAGGUGAAAAAUUUGAACUUUUGGUAAACGAUUCACGAAAGAAAGACAACAAACAGGCUUCCUUAGACAGUACAGUGCUUUAUUCAUAAGUAUGUGCAAUGUCACAAAAGGAUGCAUGUCAAAAUCAGCAAAGUCACGUUUUAUAUUAACUCCAUAAUGAAUAAUACAGUUUUACAAUUUAGAAUAAAAAGAGGAAACGUCUACCAGAAAUCUUAUUCACAUCAGAAGUCAAGUAUAAUGUAAACGAAACAACCGCCAUUAAAUGGAUGAAAUUCAUCUAUUAAAACUUAAAAUACAACUUGAACACUAUUGAUGAUAAACAAGAAGUCCGAAUAAUUUACUUGUUUAAGGCAACUUAAAUAUCUUUAAAAUUACACGAACCAGGAAGUCAGGCUGUUACAGGUGAAACAAAGUCUAUGCUACAGUCAACUGCACAUCUCUUAGCUUAAAUCUACGGAUAUUUGUAUUGCAUUUAAGUGUCUUUUGAAAGAUAUUGUCUUUUUAUCUGAUAAAUAAUAUACUUUAAUGUAUGUUAAGCUAUAAAUG
Molecule: messenger RNA, 4801 nt
Organism: Mya arenaria
Lineage: Eukaryota; Metazoa; Mollusca; Bivalvia; Myida; Myidae
Product: multiple epidermal growth factor-like domains protein 10
Exons: 6
Coding region: 468-2021 (517 amino acids)
Molecular function (GO): scavenger receptor activity
Source: RefSeq, a predicted model, not a curated record